Colius striatus (speckled mousebird) is the source of this 2696-nucleotide messenger RNA. Its product is annotated as protein FRA10AC1. The record is from RefSeq and is a predicted model, not a curated record. Lineage: Eukaryota; Metazoa; Chordata; Aves; Coliiformes; Coliidae. Gene Ontology annotation, biological process: dephosphorylation. The coding region runs from base 125 to 1114 and encodes 329 amino acids. Gene Ontology annotation, molecular function: phosphatase activity. The transcript is spliced from 14 exons.
GCCCCUGGUUUCUGGGAGGGGCUGCGCCGCGGCCGGCGACCGGGACCGGGCGGCAGAGGCAGGCGGCCCUCGCCCUCCUCCCUCGCUAGCUGUCCCCGCCGGGCGGGCGGACCACGUCGCCGCCAUGGUGCCCAACCAGCUGCGUCUCUCCGCGGCCGCACGCGGCCGUGGAGGAUAUGAUUCUGAUUUUAGUGAUGAGGAGAAUGGAGAGAAGUCCGUGCAAAAGGCUAAAAGUAUAAAGGAAGAUGGCCUUCUGGUAAAGCCAUUCCAAAAAGCAAAACAAGGCAGUAUGGUUCACAGACAAUUUGCAGCUGAGGAAUGGGAUAGGGAAGAAGCAAGAAAAAGAAGAUUUCACUUGAUAGCGAUGGAUGCUUAUCAAAGACAUAAAAAGUUUGUGAGUGACUACAUUUUAUAUUAUGGUGGCAAAAUAGAGGAUUUUCGACGUUCUGGAGAAAAUGACAAAACGGAUCUUGAUGUGAUUAGAGAAAACCAUAGAUUCCUGUGGAACGAAGAGGAUGAAGCCGACAUGAAUUGGGAGAAGAGGCUUGCAAAGAAGUAUUAUGAUAAGUUGUUCAAAGAAUAUUGUAUAGCAGAUCUCAGUAGAUACAAAGAGAAUAAGUUUGGAUUUAGAUGGCGACAUGAGAAAGAAGUCAUUUCAGGGAAAGGUCAGUUUUCCUGUGGAAAUAAGCAUUGUGAUGAGAAGGAGGGUCUGAAGAGCUGGGAAGUGAAUUUUGGUUACGUUGAACAUGGUGAAAAGAGGAAUGCACUUGUGAAACUGAGACUAUGUCCAGAAUGUUCCCAUAAACUAAAUUUUCAUCACAGGAGAAAAGAAGUGAAACCACGCAAGAAAAGAGGCACAACUGUACUGAACUCUAAAGAGCCAAAAAUUAAGAAGACAAAAAUAUCUUCUUCAGCAAAAAAGAAGUCAAAAAAAAAGACCCAUAAAGAUCAGGUUUCUUCAGAAGAUUCAGAUGAUUCUGAUAAAGAUUCAGAUAAUGGUGAUGCAGAGGAUGGUCCUUCAGAUGCUGACUUUUGGAAAGGUCCUCUCCAGGAAGAAAAUGAAAAAUCAAGGGAGGAGGAGUUUGAUGACUAUUUUCAAGACUUGUUUCUCUGAAAAAGAUUUGGUGGAUUUUCAUCAUGAAUUGUCAAGAUGGACGUCUGGAAAUCUAAUCAUAAUUAGGGACCAGAGACCUCUUUCUGCCAGCAUAUCUUUUCUAGAGCCACUCUCAUGGACAUUCUCAGUAGCAUAGGCUUCAGGCCUAAAUCUUUCUUAUGGUAGGCUGUUAUAUUCAUGAAAUAUAGAUAUUUUUUUUUUCUCAUUUCAAAGCAAAAGAUAUGUGACAUCCAGACUUCAGAUUAGGAAGGGAGUAGACAAACUGUAACGUAGUUUAUUGACAUUACAGUAAGGAAGUUGGCAGCUUCUUAUUUUAUCCCAAACUUCAGUUAUUGUCACAUUAUUGUAAGGGGCUGUUUUGGAAGAUUUCAUUAUUAGUUCUACACCAUACACCUUAAUAUAUUCAAAUUUCUAAUUUAGUCAACAAGAGUUAAUAGCCUUAAAUUUAUUAGUCAUUUAGACUUUAAUAUUCAGAUAUCAGUCUUUGCAUGGAUUUUCAAAUCCUAUUGGAGAAGUUCAAUUUCUAUUAUAUGCAUUUUGUUUGAAUUAAGUAAGCUAUAUCUCAAAUAUCUCCCCUAUUCUGUAGAAAAAUUUAGUUCAUUGUGACUUUGUUUUAUAUUUUAGUUAUAAUAUGAUGUGACUGGUAAUUACACUUUUAAACGUCUGGUGGGUUGGUGAAAUUUUUGACGUAAAAAAUAAAGCGUGUGGCUUUCUACUGGAGAUGUACAUGUGACUUGUAUGUUAUCUGUGGUUUCUGAUCUCCCUAAUGUUGAUUACAUUUUAAUCCUUCUUUAAAGUGUAAUCCUGACUAUACAAGUAAAGAACGUAACUUGACAAACAUAACAGAUUCAUAUUCCUCUUCAAAUUGAGCACACCCUUAAACAUCGUUUAUUGUGUUUCCAAAGAAACAGUCUGCACAUGAUUGGUUACAAUGGCUAUUUUCUUUGUUGGAUGAAAUGACUUAGGACAUAAAUAACUUAUUAUUAAAUUCAUGUUAAUUUGAGGAAAGCUAAUGUUGUAUAAAAUAUAUUUUUGAUAAAUACUUCCCACUGUAGAUAUAUUUAUAGCAAGUAUUUAUAAUAAAUAUUUGAUGUGGAAAAUGUAACAGCAGAGAUAGUUGCAGUGGAUUUCUAAACAUUUUACAUGCACUCAUACGAAGAAGUUGAGAACUCUUAUUUACAAGUAUUGUUUAACAUAAUUAUAUUUUAAAACAGUUUGUACUUAUGUAAUAGAUGAUGGUAGAAGGACAUGUUUAGGGUGUCCUUGAGUAAGAAAUAUACAUAGCCUUGCAUGAAGACCUCUUUAGGUAAGAAGAUGGAUUUAAAGGUUAAUUCUCUGUCAUCUUGCAAGCUUGGUUGAGAGUCAAAUCCAAUCAGAACCAAUCUGCUUAGAUGUAUGUAACUUGCCCAAAGGGGUUUUUGUUGAAUGUGUUACUAUGUUGGAUGCUUCAAGUAUUGUGCAUUGUGUUCUGGAUAACUAACACCUCUUUGGGUCUUCAUAAUACAGUUAUGAGAUGGUACAGUAUACAUAUUAAAUAUUUAAUACAGUGUGAAAAAAAUUACAUGCUUUUACAACCUUGAAA